Molecule: messenger RNA, 3492 nt
Organism: Lytechinus pictus (painted urchin)
Lineage: Eukaryota; Metazoa; Echinodermata; Echinoidea; Temnopleuroida; Toxopneustidae
Product: succinate-semialdehyde dehydrogenase, mitochondrial-like
Exons: 10
Coding region: 526-1983 (485 amino acids)
Biological process (GO): GABA catabolic process
Cellular component (GO): mitochondrion
Molecular function (GO): succinate-semialdehyde dehydrogenase (NAD+) activity
Source: RefSeq, a predicted model, not a curated record
AGUGGGAGGAGCCUUUAAUAGUACGGUGCAACUUGCUUUCAAUAAAUCAGUUUGUCACUGCAGAUCAAAGUCGACCCAGACUUUCCGAACUCCGUGAAUUAAGGCUAUUGUUAACUUUAUAUUGUUCUGUGAUUGCCCGACAUUUUCACAUCGGACAGGUUGAAGCCAACUCAAUCGAGUGUAAUGAAGAACUGGGAAUCUACUAUUGCUCCUCAUUGUCGUUUCCAUAAAAAUUAACACGUAUUAGGUCUCGAAAAGGAAACUUUGGACUGUGAUAGGAAAUCAUAUUGUCACACCCUCACAUGCCUAGAUUCAUCUUAAACUAUGGUACCCUGCCAAGUGCACGUGACCUCCUGAAAAUGGAAUUCACUGUGUGACCUCACACAAAUCGAAAUAAGAUGCGAUUACACACCCAUAUCGCAAAUAUAUCUACGAACGAUAGCCCAGGGGCCCACUGUGCACCUAGACAGCUUACAGCCAAGCGAUAUCAUCUCAGCGGUCUCCCAACCAGAUCAUCAUCCCAAAAUGGCGCCAGCUAAUCCUCUCAUCCGAGAUAAGGCUUACAUUGGAGGUGAAUGGGUACCUGCUAAAUCAGGAGAGACCUUUGCAGUGACGAACCCUGCAACAGGUGAAGUGAUAGCUAACAUUGCAGACUGCGGUGCCGCUGACACUGACCGUGCCAUUGAGGUCGCUCAUGCCGCAUUUAAGACAUGGAAGAAGACAACAGCAAAAGAAAGAGCUGCUAUCCUGAACCGUUUCGCAGGACUGAUGGAUAAAAACAAGGAGAAUUUGACCAACAUCAUCAUUGCAGAAAACGGAAAGAAAUUGUUUGAGGCCUCAACUGAAGCGACAGGUGCUGCACAAUUCCUUCGAUACUUUGCGGAAGAAGCGACGAGGACAACCGGCGAGGUUCUGAUGCCACAUGACAAAAACAAGAGGGUCAUGGUUAUCCGACAGCCAGUGGGCGUGGCUGGACUUAUUACUCCUUGGAACUUUCCGAUGGAGAUGAUAACUAGGAAGGCCGGUGCCGCUUUAGCUGUUGGGUGUACCGUCGUUAUCAAGCCAUCAGAGGACACUCCAUUUUCUGCACUGGCUCUCUGUGAUAUGGCGAAGGAAGCAGGUAUCCCAGACGGUGUCUUCAACAUAUUACCCUGUUCCAGAUCUAAUGCUCCAGCUAUAGGUAAAGUCAUGUGCGAGAGUCUGCUGGUAUCCAAGAUAUCUUUCACAGGCUCUACAGCCACGGGAAAGAUUCUGUUGGGUCAGAGUGCGAACACAAUGAAGAAGGUGUCCAUGGAGCUCGGAGGCAAUUCGCCCUUCAUUGUCUUUGAUUCAGCAAAUCUCGAUGCUGCCGUGAUGGGAGCAUUUGCGCUGAGAUUCUACGGUUCGGGUCAGGUGUGCGUAAGUGCAAAUCGCAUCUUGGUGCAAGAAGGGAUCUAUGAUAAAUUCUGUGAGAAGUUGAAGGAGUAUGUAUCGAGUCUGGUGGUAGGAGAUGGAACUGAUCCAAAGACUACAAUGGGACCUCUCAUCAACCAGCGAGGUCUAGAGAAGGUAGAAAGGCACGUGCAGGAUGCGGUGAAAAAGGGCGCACGUCUCCUCACUGGAGGAUGCCGGUCAAAACUCGGAGGGAACUUCUUUGAACCCACUGUCAUAUGCGAUGUGCCUCCGACUGCCCUUCCAUUUUCAGAAGAAACAUUUGGUCCAUUGGCUUCAGUAAUCAAGUUCAAGACUGAAGAAGAAGCAGUGACCAUCGCCAAUAACACUCGAAUGGGUUUGGCGGGAUACUUUUACUCCAAUGACCUAACUCAAAUCUGGCGUGUCGCUGAGGAGAUGGAGGUGGGUCAGGUCGGUAUCAACGAUACCUUCUUCUUCAAUGAAUGGGCCCCAUUCGGAGGCAUCAAGGAAUCUGGCUUGGGUGUGGAAUGUUCCAGAUUUGGCUUAUACGAGUUCCAGAACAUGAAGGUCUUGGGCUUUGGUCUCCUUUAAGCGUUAGCAAUGACACUGUCGGAUGUUUUUUAAUGAUAAGAUACAACCAACAUAAUCAAGGUUCAAUAUCCUCAUUUUGCUUCAAGAGGAAGAGAAGGGGAUAUCAACUGAUGAAUUUAUUUGCUGAGUAAAUAAAAAAAAUGAUUGAGACAAUUCAAUAAACAAGUAUAACCAUGAUAACAAUGAAAGUUUUAGAUCACGUAGCGUAUUCACUGCCCAUAUCUUUUUUGUGAUCGUUUCCUCUAUCUUUCAUACCUGUUCCAUAACAUUGGGAGUGGGACCUUGGCUUCCCUAGCACAAAGAUUUGUAAUUAAUCGCAAAAUGGUAAUUCCCAAUGAAGGUAAUUGUUGCAUGCGCUUUGCUCAAAAACUAAGCAGGCCGGGACCAAUCAGAAUUAUCGUUUUUUAUUUGAAAAUAUUUUAUUUUUGCAAAUGUUUGAUAUGUGUAGCGGAUAUCAUGAAAUGAUUUGUCAUAUUAUUGUGCAAAUAUUAUAAGACUUUAUUAUCAGAGUGAUGUAUUUUUGGAAAGACUCCAGUAGACUAGGAUUUGAGCUCGCGUUCUUCAAGAUGGUUGCGGGAUAUUGACUUUAAACUGGUCUUUUAGAAAUAUGAAAUGUCCUGGAGAAAGAAUACUUCUUUACUAACAAGACGUAAUCUUUUCAGACGCCAAGUCAAUAUCGUUCAUAUUGAAAGUGAAAAUAUAAAUGAGUUGAAGUCAAUUCAAUAUGUACGAUGGUGAUCAUUAUGGAACUAUGAGUUGCAUGGUCAUGGUGGACUACAAUAAGUAGUGUGUUUAUUGUGUCUCCAAUCGCACUAAAAAGGGAUCGGGAAAUGGCAAGUAAGUAAUAAAUAGAAGAGUAGCUAAGAUGGAAGUAUACGCACGCACUUCAAUAUAAUAUUCAUAAGCAAUUCAAUAGAAAAUGUUAAAUAGUUUUGUUUGCAAAUGUAAGACAUCUAUAGUUGUGUACAGAAACGCUCAUAAUGCUAUCAAAAAUAUUUACAAAAUACAAGGGUGUUAUAUAGUGAUGAUGUUGGAAGUUGGGUGCAGUGCUGAAUUCAUUUAGAGAAUCUAUCAAAGCUUUGUGAUUUCAUGCAGCGGGAGAGAUCUUGUAAACGGUAUAAUGUUUUGUGCUCAAUCGAGUCCCAAAUUUAAAUCUUAAAUGCCCAAAGGCCAAUCCCACUCAACAACAUGUUAUUUCUUCAAUUAGAAAAACAUCAGAUAAGCAAAGCACCGAAUAUGUCAUCAAAAUCGGUUGUAUGAUAAUAAAGUGUUUGUAUUACAAAAGUUACCUCUAUUCUCAUGAUGCAGUCAUUACAUAAAGUACAUUCUGGUCAGUGUGAACAUUAGGGUGUCAAUGAUGUCACGCACUCACUAUUUCCUUUGUAUAUGCAAUUAUUUCAUUGUCAUCCCAACUUCAAACAUAUGCCCCAUAAUAAUACAAGCUUAAGAAAUUAUUUGUUAAUUGUUUUGCCAUGAUUUAAAAGAAUAUAUGCAAAUUGUUGAAUUUCA